Messenger RNA from Colletotrichum spaethianum, 3663 nucleotides. RefSeq names its product separin. Lineage: Eukaryota; Fungi; Ascomycota; Sordariomycetes; Glomerellales; Glomerellaceae. The coding region runs from base 1 to 3663 and encodes 1220 amino acids. The transcript has 3 exons. Gene Ontology annotation, molecular function: phosphorelay sensor kinase activity. Gene Ontology annotation, biological process: phosphorelay signal transduction system; phosphorylation. The record is from RefSeq and is a predicted model, not a curated record.
AUGCCCACUCACGUUCGGUCCAAGUCGGAGCUGACCCGUCAGCGGGAAGUUUUCAAAUACGCUUCGUCUAUCUUGUCAAAUAUCGACGUUCACGAAGACGGUAUCCCACAAACAAACGAGCCACGCAUUGCAUCCGACAACACCGCGCUGACAGCAUUCGCCCAGCUAUGCGCCUGCCAGACAGGCACAUCUCGAUCUUUCAUUUCACUGUUCGAUGAGAAACAUCAGUAUGUAGUUGCUGAAGCCACUCCGAGCCUUCCGCUCGUGCCUAGCAUCCUGCACGAAGACCUAUGGUUCUGUGGUCAUGCCUUUCCCAGACGCAACGGCAUUUGCGAACACACCCUGUUUGAAGCCGACAAGGUCCGCGACACUGGCAGUCCCAAGCCUGCUGAGCUCCCUGUUGUGGUGAUCCCCGACCUCACAGCAGAUGCACGCUUCAAAUCGAAAGCCUGCGCCAUCGGUGACCCCGAACAUCCUCCACGAUUCUACGCGUCGGUCCCUAUUCGAACGUCAAAAGGAGUCAGCAUAGGCGUAAUCUCUGUGAUGCAUCCUGUGCCUAUUGCGACUUGGUCCAAAUUCGAAACCCAGACUCUGAGGAACAUCUCCCAUGUCGUCAUGAGCUACCUCGAAGGCAACAGAACCACUGCUCAUUUACGCAGCGAACGUAUGAAUAAGGGAAUCUCGGCAUUCAUGGAAGAGAAUUUUAGCUUGUCCGGGAGCCAUUUGGGUCCCACCACUGCCGAUCUGGUCCAAACAUCCACGUUAAACGACCCUUCCGACGCCGCUCCCCGACACCUCAAAGGCAGGGAGAAUCUAAAUUCCCCAGAGCCUCCGCCCUCGUCGGCAGGCUCGGACACGGCUAACACUCAACCGACGCCACUCUCGGAACUCGACGACCCUUUCUCCACGGUUUCUCCAUUGGAAGCAGUAAUGACCGGCGACACAUCGAUACCCAGUAACCGGAGCCCUGCCAGUAGCCCGAGCCCCACCAUUCCAUCCAUCCAACUGGCCACCAUGUCGGCCUUCGAGAUUCAGAUGCAUGCGGAAACAUCACGGAAGAGUGCCAUAAAUCUCAUCUUCUCCAAUGCUGCAGAGAAGAUUAGGCAAGCUACGGAUGUCGAAGGUUGUCUCUUCCUUGACGCUACCCCAGGAGGCUUUGGCGCCCUUAGGAGUCCGGCUGUAGAGGACCCCAGCGCGCAGCUGGGUUCGUCUUCUAACAGUAGCGAUGAGGGCACUGAUUCUUCGACGGACAGUCAAUUGUGGCCACCGGCACGAGUCCUUGGGUUCUCAACAUCUGAAAGGGGAGGCAUUGACGGCCCUGAGCACAUCACUCGCCAUGCGGCCGUUGCGGAAAAGCUACUUGGAACACUCGUGAGAAGAUAUCCCAAGGGGAAAUUGUUCACUUUCGACGCAAGCGACAACCUUCACCCCACCGACUCAUCAGAAGAGGACCGGCUCAGGGCGCUCUCGACACUUCAAGAUCAUUUGUUGCAAAGCCGUGGCGGCCAUGCGCGUCAAGGCCCUCGGAACAAGCCUUGGGCUAGACAGAACGAAGGUCGAGAUCUUCUCCGGAUCUUUCCAGGAGCCCGCAGCGUUGCUUUUGUUCCCGUAUGGGACCCACGGAAGAACAGAUGGUAUGCUGGCGGCUUUGUCUACAGCCGGCAAACCAAGCGUGUUUUCACCGUUGAGGGAGAGCUCAGUUACUUGAGAGUUUUUGGUAUACUCGCUAUGACGGAGACCCUGCGACAUGAGUUAAUACUCGACGAGAAGGCUAAAUUCGAUGCGCUCAGCUCCAUGUCUCACGAGUUGCGGUCUCCUCUUCACGGCAUCAUUCUUGGAAUCGAGCUUCUCAAUGAUACGGAUUUGAGCGUUGCCCAGGGCGACAUAGCUCAUACGCUUGAAGCCUGUGGCAGAACUCUUACUGACACCUUGGAUCAUCUUCUAGACUACUCCAAGGUUAACAACUUCCAGACAACUCGGCGUCCGCUUGCCAGGGGCUUGCGCCAUGGCAAGCCCCAAUCUAUCGGGGCCGGCAUGAUGACGCUGAACUCCAACAUACAAAUCGAUGUUCUUGCCGAAGAGGUCAUGGACAGCGUUUUCGCCGGCUUCAAUUUCCAACAUAUGUCCAUUGCGCAGCUCAAAAAGAAGAACAGAACCAGCGAUCCUGAUGUUGCUGCCAACCAAUACCUUGACAGCCUUAGGGCUCAAGAAGAACUCGGCCUAGGUUCAGACAAUCAACAUACCAGCCAAGUCGCCUUUGACGACGUUAUGGUGCUUUUUGACGUGGACCCUAACUGCUCAUGGGUCUUCGAUACUCAGCCCGGCGCCAUCCGUCGCAUCAUAAUGAACCUCUUUGGCAACGCGCUGAAAUACACGCAUAGCGGAGUCAUUAAGGUGCUUCUCGAGCAGAAGAGCCCGAAGACUGGGGGGGCCAACCGCGAACGACAAGUAACCAUCACUGUUUCUGACACGGGAUGUGGAAUCGGCGAAGACUUUCUGCGCUACCAGUUGUUUAAGCCAUUCUCCCAGGAAGACCCUCUUGCGCCCGGCACAGGCCUAGGGCUAAGCCUGGUCAAGCGGAUGACCUCUCAGCUCCGUGGGCGUAUGUCGGUCCAGAGCCGUGUCGGGCUGGGCACUUCGACCAGCGUGACGCUGCCUCUUUCGGUCCCUCUCACCGUCCCAACCGACGAGCCGGAUUAUGCCUCUGAGGAUCCGUUCCCGCAACAGCGCUUGGAGCUAUCUGGUCUUCGAAUCCGACUACUCGGGUUCGAAGGCAUCAUGCCGUUAGUAAAUGGUGACAGCCACGACAGUCAUGCAUCCAUCGAGAACAUUUGCCGAAACUGGCUUCAAUUGGAAUUAGUCCCAGACUCUCAGGCACACAAAGCAGUGCCCGACCUGAUCCUAGUUUCAGAGGAUGCACUUCCUGAGAGGGCCAAGGACAAGACUCUUUCGAAGCUUCCAUGCGUCGUCGUGUGUGUCAACGCUCUAGUCGCUCAUCAGCGUUCAUCUGAGCGGAGCGAUUAUAAGGGAAUUGUCGAGUUUAUCUCCCAACCAUGGGCAGCUGUACAGGCAGAAUGGGCGAGCUCAGGCCCCGACUCGCCGCUAACGCCGGCUCAAAAGACAAUCGAAUCAUCGAUCAACUACCAGGGAUUAGAGACACCUCCGUCGUCAACAAACUCUUCGACUACAGAAAUUCCGGUUGUUCCUGCGAGACCAAAGCAGCCAAGGAUGCUGUCUUCCCGGCCGAAGCUUUACAAAGCCCCUUCAAUCAUUAACCUUACAUUGGAGUUCUUAUUGGUGGAGGAUAACCCGAUCAACCUCAAGAUCCUCUCCACCUAUAUGAACAAGCUUGGAAGGAAAUACCAUACGGCGACCGAUGGCUUGCAGGCCGUUGAAGCAUACAAGAAGAACCCAAGCGCGUGCAAGUACAUUCUCACCGAUGUGUCAAUGCCGGUCAUGGAUGGGUUUGAGGCGACAAGGCAGAUCAGAGCGUACGAGCGGUUGCUUGGCCUGAAGCCGGCGACGAUCAUUGCGUUAACAGGGUUGGCGUCGGACGAUUCGCAAAAUGAGGCGUUUGGAAGUGGGAUGGACCUGUUUUUGACGAAGCCGGUGAAGCUGAAGGAGCUGAGCUCUAUCUUGAAGUCUCGUGGGUUGCUUGGAUAA